AUGGAAAGCCUCCUACAUUUUCCAAUUCCAAUCAGAGCCAGCAACCGCCACUACUCUCUUCUUCUGAGUCAUCACCCCACCACAACUCGACUCAACUCGCCCUCCUUCCCAAAACCCAUCAUCCGCGCUCCCCUUUUUCGCUUCAAACCCCUUCCUCCUCUCCGCAAUUCCACCACUCUCCGAUGCACCGCCGACGCAUGCGAUCACGAUCACCGCCACCACGACCAUCACCACCAUCACCACCACCACCAUCAUCAUCAUGAUGGCUCUGAUGAGCUCACCGGACCUCAGAAACAGUUCGUCCGAUUCGCCAAGGCAGUACGUUGGACCGACCUCGCCGAUUUCCUCAGGGAGCACUUGCAGUUGUGCAUCUGCUCCACCGCUCUCUUUCUCGCAGCCGCUGCCUGCCCUUAUUUGAUGCCCAAGCUCGCCGUGAAGCCUAUGCAGAACGCUUUCAUACUCAUCGCUUUUCCUCUAGUAGGGGUCUCUGCUGCACUUGACGCGCUGACAGAUAUUAGUGGCGGGAAGGUGAACAUUCAUGUAUUAAUGGCUUUAGCGGCCUUUGCUUCCGUGUUCAUGGGGAAUGCACUGGAAGGAGGGUUACUGUUGGCAAUGUUCAAUCUUGCUCAUAUCGCUGAGGAGUAUUUCACCAGUCGUUCCAUGAUCGAUGUGAAAGAGUUGAAAGAAAAUUAUCCAGAUUUCGCCCUUGUGCUUGACAUCAAUGAUGAAGAACUUCCCAAUACAUCUAAUUUGGCGUACAAGCAGGUUCCUGUGCACGACCUACAAGUGGGGUCGUUUAUCUUGGUCGGAGCUGGCGAGUCUGUGCCUGUAGAUUGUGAAGUUUUCCAAGGUAAUGCCACCAUUACCAUUGAGCACUUGACAGGAGAAGUUAAACCAUUGGAGACAGCAGUUGGAGACAGGGUACCUGGUGGUGCAAGGAACUUGGAUGGCAGGAUAAUAGUGAAGGCAACAAAAACUUGGAAAGAGUCAACCCUGAGCAGGAUUGUGCAAUUGACUGAAGAAGCACAACUGAAGAAACCAAAGCUUCAGAGGUGGCUGGAUCAGUUUGGCGAGCAAUACAGCAAGGUGGUUGUAGUUUUGUCAGCUGCUAUUGCUCUUCUUGGUCCAUUCCUAUUCAAGUGGCCAUUUAUUGGUACAUCAGCUUGUAGAGGGUCAGUUUAUAGAGCAUUGGGCCUCAUGGUGGCAGCAUCACCAUGUGCUUUGGCUGUAGCUCCAUUGGCAUAUGCUACUGCAAUUAGCUCCUGCGCAAAGAAGGGGAUAUUGCUGAAAGGUGGCCAUGUGCUAGAUGCUCUAGCUUCUUGUCACACAAUUGCAUUUGAUAAAACUGGGACCUUGACAACUGGGGGGCUAGCGUUCAAAGCGAUUGAACCAAUUUACGGGCACCGGAUGAGAACCAAUAUAUCAGAUUUUUCUUCCUGUUGUGUCCCCAGCUGUGAAAAUGAGGCCCUUGCUGUUGCUGCUGCAAUGGAGAAGGGCACCACUCACCCUAUUGGAAGAGCUGUGGUAGACCAUAGUGAAGGGAAAGACCUUCCUUCUGUUUCUGUUGAGAGUUUCGAGUACUUUCCAGGCAGAGGUCUAAUUGCUACUCUCAAUGGCAUAGAGUUAGGAACUGGAGGGGAUAAACUGUUGAAAGCAUCUCUUGGUUCAGUAGAUUUCAUCACCUCACUUUGUAGAUCGGAGGAUGCAUCAAAAAAGAUCAAGGAAGCUGUGAAUGCGUCUUCUUAUGGAACUGAAUUUGUUCGUGCUGCUCUUUCAGUCAACGAAAAGGUAACGCUGAUUCACCUUGAGGACAGGCCUCGACCUGGGGUCUUGGAUGUCAUAAAAGAGUUGCGAGAUGAAGCCAAGCUCCGUGUAAUGAUGUUGACUGGUGACCAUGAGUCAAGUGCACGGAGAGUUGCAAAUGCUGUAGGUAUCAAUGAAGUUUAUUCUACCCUGAAGCCUGAGGAUAAGCUGAGUCAUGUUAAGGAUGUCUCAAGGGAUAUGGGUGGAGGUCUGAUAAUGGUGGGUGAAGGUAUUAAUGAUGCUCCAGCACUUGCAGCAGCUACUGUGGGGAUAGUCCUUGCCCAACGUGCUAGUGCAACUGCCACAGCUGUUGCAGAUGUAUUGUUGGUGCGGGACAAUAUAUCGGUUGUACCAUUCUGUAUCGCUAAGUCUCGCCAAACAACUUCCCUGGUGAAGCAGAGUGUAGGGCUUGCUUUAUCUUGUAUAGUUUUGGCCUCUCUUCCAUCUGUUUUAGGAUUUCUUCCCCUCUGGUUAACGGUUCUGUUACAUGAAGGCGGUACCCUUGUUGUUUGCCUCAAUUCUAUCCGUGCUCUAAACCACCCAACAUGGUCCUGGAGACAGGAUUUGUGGCAUUUGGUUUGCGAACUGAAAUCUAGACUCGUAUUACCGAAGAAACUCAAUACCAGCUCAAACACUGUCCAAGCUGCAGUGGAGCAACUUCACCACUCUCACCCCUUAUAA
Messenger RNA from Prunus armeniaca (apricot), 2484 nucleotides. Lineage: Eukaryota; Viridiplantae; Streptophyta; Magnoliopsida; Rosales; Rosaceae. The record is from the annotation of a GenBank genome assembly.